Messenger RNA from Carassius auratus (goldfish), 2655 nucleotides. Its product is annotated as regulator of G-protein signaling 6-like. The record is from RefSeq and is a predicted model, not a curated record. Bases 341 to 1810 code for a protein of 489 amino acids. Gene Ontology annotation, cellular component: cytoplasm; neuron projection. Gene Ontology annotation, molecular function: GTPase activator activity. NCBI's taxonomy places the organism in Eukaryota, Metazoa, Chordata, Actinopteri, Cypriniformes, Cyprinidae. The transcript has 18 exons. Gene Ontology annotation, biological process: regulation of G protein-coupled receptor signaling pathway; G protein-coupled receptor signaling pathway; intracellular signal transduction.
UCAGAUUCACACUCUCACUCACACUCGGUUGCACACAUGCCAGGAUCCUCACACUGUACCUGAGCACUCCACUCCACACAGCGACCACCCACGCUGGGAUCCAGUGCGCACACGAGACGGAAAGAGUGGAAGGAACCCACUGCCUUCCACAGCUGCACAGAUCCUUGGAGUCUCUUCAUCAUCUUCCCCCCACCAACACCCCAUCAUCAUCACCACAGUCUUUUCACGCCAGUUAGAUCAUGAACUUGCUCUUUUCGGGUUGCUGAGGAGGGGAAAUCGAGCUCCGAGGAGUGGACGAGGCGGUACUUAAGAGACAGAAAGAGAGCUCAAGAGACCGAGCAUGGCCCAGGCCUCUCAGGACCUAGGUGCAGUGGGCGUGGCCGACCCAGAUGAGGACUCACCCAACAUGAUUGCUUACAGGAAGAUUGAGGACAUCAUCACACGCCUCCAAGAUGAAACUGAAGGUGUGCCCGUCAGAACGGUCAAGAGCUUCCUGUCCAAGAUUCCCAGCGUUGUUACAGGUUCUGACAUUGUUCAGUGGAUGAUGAAGAACCUUAUCAUAGAUGAUCCUGCGGAGGCCAUUCACAUCGGCAGCCUGAUUGCCGCCCAAGGCUACAUAUUCCCCAUCUCUGAUCACGUUCUCACCCUCAAGGAUGAUGGGACGUUAUACCGCUUUCAGGCUCCAUACUUUUGGCCCUCUAAUUGCUGGGAGCCAGAGAACACAGACUACGCCAUCUAUCUGUGCAAGCGGACCAUGCAGAACAAGACUCGGCUGGAGCUGGCGGACUAUGAGGCGGAGAAUCUAGCGAGACUACAAAGGGCUUUUGCCAGAAAGUGGGAGUUCAUCUUCAUGCAGGCUGAGGCACAGGUCAAGAUCGACAGGAAAAAAGACAAAACGGAGAGAAAGAUUCUGGAUAGUCAAGAGAGAGCCUUCUGGGAUGUUCAUCGUCCCGUGCCUGGGUGUGUUAACACCACAGAGAUGGACAUCAGGAAGUGUCGUCGCCUGAAGAAUCCUCAAAGGGUGAAAAAGUCAGUGUACGGGGUAGUGGAUGACACACAGACUCAGAGUCCUGUACACAUACCCUCACUGCAGAGCAACAAGGGCACCAGAGAGGACGUAGAGAAAGAGAUUCUGUUCUUGAACACUCAGUUGGAUCGACACUGUAUGAAAAUGUCCAAAGUCGCUGACACAUUGAUGAGCUACACAGAGCAGUAUCUUGACUAUGACCCCUUUUUGACAAUACCAGAGCCAGCUAACCCCUGGACCAGUGAUGAUGUCACAUUCUGGGAACUAGAGGCCAGUAAGGAGCCGAGUCAACAGCGAGUAAAGAAGUGGGCUUUCUCAUUGGACGAGGCUUUAAAGGACCCAGUGGGCCGUGAGCAGUUUCUUAAAUUCCUGGAGUCCGAAUUCAGCUCCGAGAACCUGCUGUUCUGGUUGGCUGUGCAGGAUCUGAAGUGCCGCCCCCUGCAGGAAGUGGCGGCUCGUGCUCAGGAGAUCUGGCAGGAGUUUCUUGCUGAGGGAGCUCCCAGUGCCAUCAAUCUAGACUCACACAGCUACGAGCGCACCAGUCAGAAUCUAAAAGACCCGGGCCGCUACAGCUUUGAAGAUGCCCAGGACCACAUCUACAAGCUGAUGAAGAGUGACAGCUACCCUCGUUUCCUGCGCUCCAAUGCUUACCAGGACCUCCUGCUGGCCAGAAAGAAGCCUGAGACUGAGCAAGGCCGCCGCACAUCCCUGGAGAAAUUCACUCGCAGUGUGGGCAAGUCUCUGACAAGUAAACGACUGACAGGCCUCAUGCAGUCCUCCUGACAAGUCCUGCUGUUUGCAGUUUGUUGAGGUGGAAGGAUUGUGGCCAUGACGGACCACGUGUAUGGACCACCCUCUCUCCAAAACCCACCCGAACACCGCACAGCUACCGACACUAGAUGGCAGCAUGCAAUAAGUCCAAACGGCAACAGUGCUGUCUGUGUCUAUUCAAUCAGUAACUGGCUUUCAGUAUACACGAAUGUCAGAUUUCCCAGCACCAUCUAGAGAAACAUUUUACGUUUGAUACUUAUAACCAAACUGCAGCAAGGACAGGACUGUCUCGCUGGAUUACCGAUUCAAAACAUUCAUCGUCAGAUAUGAAAACAAGGUGUGCUGAAAUCAGUCCCGUAUGUCAAAUCUUCAGAGCAUUCCAAAGGGCUUUCAGUGACUGUGUUCCCUCAUUACAGGUUUACACAGGACUUUUCAUCAUAUGCGUUUUGUUGGACAGUCACUGAAUAUGAAGAAUGAAAGUGGAAACGGAGGGGUUUGGAGAAGCACAUUGUUAUUACUCCUGCCAAGGAGUAGGAUGAAGAAAGUAGGAUUAUUUAUUCCUGCAGACGGAAUAUCCGUGUUAUACUCACCUACAGUAUUAGCACAUGCUACUUCUAAUAGAGAUGAGAAAAUGAUGAAGAGCCAUACCUUUUAGACUCAGUUUUAUUGAGGAAUUAAAAAAUAUUGACCAGGAAAAUAAAAAAGUAUUAGUAUUUCAGGAUGAUUCAGAGCACAGAAUAUUGCUUUUCCUGCUUGGUCAGUGUGUUUCCUGAACAGCUUUACAAAAUCUCCAAAUAACAACAUUCAGUUAUUUGGUAGCAUUUAUGGAGGACCACUGUGUUACAUAAAAGAUCAUA